Messenger RNA from Leptinotarsa decemlineata (Colorado potato beetle), 3350 nucleotides. RefSeq names its product dynein axonemal assembly factor 10 (gene Wdr92). NCBI's taxonomy places the organism in Eukaryota, Metazoa, Arthropoda, Insecta, Coleoptera, Chrysomelidae. Gene Ontology annotation, molecular function: protein binding. The record is from RefSeq and is a predicted model, not a curated record.
GGAGAAUGUUUCUUAUCUUGAAAUUUUGUCGUAAAAAUUAGUAUUUCUCGUGAAACGGGCAUCGAAAGUCAAUAUUGUGAGCCACAAAAGAAUUCGAUGAGGACAAAGAAAAGAAAAUAUAAUUUUCUCCGCGGCUCCUCGGGACUUCACGGUUCUGAUUUUCAAAUCAAACUGCUCACUUUGUGCCUCCUGAGAGGUUUGCACAAAGGCACCGAAUUCGAGCUGUCUUCUGAAAAUCAGUCUGAUGCUGGCGCUUUUGACGACAUCGUUUACGAAGAGCUCGGAAUGGGAGCGAUCCUGAUGCAGGCCAAGCACAAGGAAGACAAAAAAUCGAAAAUCAGAAUCAGCGAUCUGUUUGAUUCAAAAAGCUCGGAGUUUCAACUUGGUCAAUAUGUGAAAUCAUUUUGCAAUAUUAAGGGAUUUCAAGAAUUGUUUCGAGUACGUUUAUUGACUAAUAUUAGUAUGUGCAGCGGAAUGGAAACCGAUGAUCAUCUCACGUCUGUUCAUAUAGACGAUGGAGAUAUUCUCCACUGCACGCAAUCAGUCCAAGCCUUUGCACUGACUGAAACUUCUCGGAAUAGAUUGAGAAAUAGUAUUACUGAUAUUCCCGGAGACAAGCUGACGGAGUUUUUGGCAAAAUUUCAGUUGAUUUGCAUUCAAGACACUGUUCUCGAACAAGAAAUCCAACAGGUUUUGAGCCAUUUACAGUUAUUUGGUGAUAGUUUUGAAAUAGGAGCCACAGUCGAUUAUAUACAAAAGAAAAUUAAACAAUGGUACAUGAGGGGAUCAGGGGAAUACUUGGAUAUAACCGACGCCAAGACCUACUUGUGCUUAUGGCGGAGUCUCAAUUACGCCCAGACUUUCAACGAAUUUAACAUUUCUUUCAGGCGAAGAUGUAUUAAUCCGGGAAAACGAUUAGUUUAUCUCGUAAACAGCAAUUCUUAUAUACUGGGCUUGAUCAAAGUGUAUCGAGAGUACUUCGAAGAAUGCAAGAGGAAGGAUGCCAUAAUAAUUGUAAAUCAGAAAGACAGUCUAUCGAUUCAAAGAGAAAUGGUCGAGGCCUUUGCAAAUCCAGAGUGUCUUUUUUUAAUCAUACCCUUAUUUGGGGAUAAACGGUACGCAGAUCUUCGCAUAAAUGAGCUUUUAGAACAAAUAUCUGACAAGACAUAUAAAACGGUGGUACUUUUUUCUGAUAAAAAAGAUGUUUCAAAAAACAUUCCAAAUGCUCAAAUUGUCGAAUUGAGAAUUUGUUUUGACGACCUGGAAGAGAGUUGCCAGAAAGCAUUUCUCGGAGCAGCGGUAGAUUUUCAAGGGAAGAACGUUAGUUUGAGAGACGUUCUCGAAUCAGGAGACGAUUCUCAUGAAAUUUUCGAUGAGGAAACGCUGUUGAAGCUUUCGAAGGGCGAGAAACUCAAAAUUGAAAAAUUACACGAUGACGAAGGUAUCGGAAACAUCUACAUCAAUCGGGAGUUUGUUAGAAACGAAAAGAAAUACUCGGAGAAAGAUUUAUGCGAUUUAAUAGUGUCGGACAUUGAUGAGAAAUUCAUUUUGAUCUCGGACGGGGCCGGCAUGGGAAAAACAACGGUAUUGACCAAAAUAACUGAAAUACUACAAGGCUCUCAGUAUCGACAUCGUUGGAUAAUUCGUUUGGAUUGGAACAGAUACGCGAAUUUGCUUCGAAAACUCAGACAGGUCGGUAAGGAAUCGAUCCAAGUGGAAGACAUACUCGGCACUACUACUUCAGCGCUUGUAAGUAAUUUUCAGAAGAAGCUCUUCGAUCUACCCUACAAAGUCGUGUUGAUAACAGAUGCCGUAGACGAAGUCAACUCCUCCUACACCCAAAUGAUCUUGAAGUUUUUGGAAAAUUGCUUCGCCAGAAUAAAUAUAUCGAAAAUCAUAGUGACGACGAGACCGCAGUUGGAAAACUUGUUAGAAGAGAAACUGAAUGUGAGCUCUUUCAAACUGGAGCUGUUUUCCCCUGAAGAUCAAAUACAUUUUCUCACCAAGUAUUGGAGAACAAACCUCGGUCUAGACAAAAGCGACAGUUCCAGAUGUGAACUGUACGCGAGACGUUUGAUGGCGAAGCUGAACUGCUCGAUCGGACACGCUUCGUGGAGCUUCAUCGGAAUCCCCCUCCAAACCAAAAUGAUCGGGGACAUCUUCCAACAGGGCGGCCGACAGGGGAUUUUUAAAUGGCAGGGGUGUCGCGAGUUUUUAAAAUCGCAAUCGGCCGACGUGGAGCUAACAGAGGACAUUAACGUCUCCAAAUUGUAUCAGAUGUUCGUUGCAAAAAAAGGUGAAAUUUACAUCGACAAAAAAUGCAACGACAUCGGCACCGUCGAAGAAAUCGUGAACGAGCACUACCAUCGAUCGCUGCAAGUCCACAAAAAGAUAGCUCUUCAGACAAUUAUAGAUCCCGAAAGGUGUCAGCUAUUCGCAGUGUAUCGAGACGCGAAUGCGCCCGAUGAAGACACUCUUCAAGCCAUGGGCAUCGUUCACAAAAUUGAUGGUUCUUGGAUCUUCACGCAUCAGACCUUUGCUGAAUACUUCAUGGCGAGCUGUCUCUGGGACGAACUGGACUCUGGAAACUACAAUUGGCAAUUCCUGCAUUUCCUUCUGGGACACGUGUUCGUGCCUACAGAAUUUUCAGUGGUGAGAUCCUUCUUCGAGAAUCAUCUGGCGAAUGAGCAGGUGUCGAAAGAUAUUCUGGAAGCGUGCGGCUCGGCUGUAGGUCAGAUUCCUUGGAAUGAGAGCAAAAACAUCGUGAGAUUGGCAGAAGAAGGUCGAAUCAAUACUCUGGAGCUGAUUCUCGAAAAGAGCAGCAACCACAGCUACUUGCUACAGAUAGAAGACGUCUCGGGCGUCACGGCAUUGCACGCGGCCUCGAAAUUUUUGCUGGUGACGGAGUAUUUGGUAGAAAAGGGAGCGGACGUCAACAAGAAAACUUCCGCGGGGCAGUCGGUGCUACACGACGCCGUCCUCCAGAACAGCGUCGACGUCGUCACUUUUUUAAUGGCGAAAGGCGCUGAAAUUGACGCCAAACUUCGGGACGGAAUGACGCCUUUGCAUUUGGCUGCGGAAAAAGACUCGGGUGACGUAGCGCAGCUUUUGAUUCAUUCCAAUACUGACAAGGAGGCGAGAGAACAGAACCAGAAGACUCCCCUGCACGUGGCUGCAGAAAAUAACUCGAUACGUGUAGCCGAACUGCUGAUCGAUGGAGGUGCGGAUGUCGCAGCCAGAACUAGGAACGGACGAACAGCUAUGGACCUCGCUCUCUUCAAUAAAAGUUCCAAAAUAGUCAAAUUACUCAAAGAUCGUACUAGAUAAUUAACUUAGUGUAUUGGUUUUUU